AUGUUAAAUAUUAUUGAAAAAGAUGUUGAUAAAGCUAUUGAAUCUGUUCAAGAAUAUUAUACAACCAUUGAAACAAAUCUUGAUAGUGUUAUCGAACAAAUUCAAUUAACUCUUUCUAAUCCAACCGAAGAUAAGUUUAUCAAAACUUCAAUUCAAAAUACUUUAAAACCAUUAGCGAAACAAUAUAGUGAUAAACAUAAAGAUUUACAUGGUUCAAUAUCCAAAAUUGGUAAAACAAUUGAUAAAAGUUUUCAAUCAGAUUUUGGUAAUGUUCCUAUCACUGAAUUAUUUGAUACACCUGAAAAAUUUAAAUUAAUUUAUAUGAUUAUAUGUGAAGAUCUUUAUCGUCAAGGACGUAUGUCAAUAGCCGAUAAAUUAAUUGAAGAAAGUAAAUUAAAUGAUAAUGAUUUAUUUAAUCUUGAAAAAAAUUUUCUCGAAGAAAUCAAUAUGAUAUUAGAAAAUUUACGUGAAAAAAAUCUUUUACCAGCUAUUGAUUGGUGUAUACGUCAUAGAAAUGAAUUAAAUAAAACAAAUAGUUUAUUAGAAUUUUAUUUACAUAAAAUGCGUUUUGUACAAUUAUUACAAUCAGGAAAUUUUAAUGAAGCUAAAACUUACUUAACUAAUUUAAGACAAUAUUCAAUUAUGAAUGGACAAUGUGAACAAGAUGUUAAUCAAUUAAUGGGUGCAUUAGUUUUUGCACAACGAGAUUUAUCUAAAUCACCAUAUAAAUAUUUACUUGAACCACAUCUUUGGUUACAAUUGUCAGAGUUAUUUAUGCAACAAGCUUUUCAACAAGUUGGACUUGCACAAGAUAGUCCACUUUAUGUAGUAAUGAAAAUUGGUUUUCAAGCUUUACCAGCUCUUAUGAGCAUAGUGAAUGCUAUGCAAAACACUCAAGUAUGUCAUAUAUUAUCAAAAGACGAAUUACCUAUAGAAAUUGAUGUUGGUCAAGAACAUCGUUAUCAUAGUGUAUUUGCUUGUCCAAUUCUUCGACAACAAACAACAGAUCAAAAUCCUCCAAUGAAACUUGUUUGUGGUCAUGUUAUAUCCAAAGAUGCACUUAAUAAAUUAUCUAUACAAAAUAAACUGAAAUGUCCAUAUUGUCCUUUAGAACAAAGUCCAUCGGAUGCUCGACAACUGUUUUUUUGA
Molecule: messenger RNA, 1149 nt
Organism: Adineta steineri
Lineage: Eukaryota; Metazoa; Rotifera; Eurotatoria; Adinetida; Adinetidae
Source: the annotation of a GenBank genome assembly